Molecule: messenger RNA, 1435 nt
Organism: Aspergillus vadensis CBS 113365
Lineage: Eukaryota; Fungi; Ascomycota; Eurotiomycetes; Eurotiales; Aspergillaceae
Product: ubiquitin domain-containing protein
Exons: 3
Coding region: 458-1339 (293 amino acids)
Source: RefSeq, a predicted model, not a curated record
UGGUCGAUCAGCAUACAGUACUUUUCUAUUGCUUUUCCCUCUUCAGUCAUUGUCACCGUAUUUCUCUCUUUCUCUCUUUCUUACAAACUCUCUUCCUCUUUAUUCCAUUCUGUGCCUCUGCAUCGCUGGUCAGGCCAUUGCGCUGCAGCUCUCCGCAUCGCCGCCACCACUCAGCAACUGGGUGUUUCCACCGCUUCGGGUCAUACGACCGAUUGCGAUAACUGGAUGGGAGGAUCCUCCAUUUAUGAUAGGAACGGCUCAUUAGACUAGGCUGGUCUAAUAAGCUCUCCCCCGCCGGCAUCGUGAACCACAUCUUCCAACGCCCCCCCCUCCACCCCCCUCCUCAUCUGGUCGUCUCCAACUGCGUCCCUGCAGUGACUCUCACUGACCACUGACCCCCGUCGGUUCUGGCGACUGGUUGUCUUUGGCUGAUGGAGCUUGAGCUUGUUUCUUCAACAUGGGUUGUUGCUUUUCUAUAUCGCGCGACAAUAGCCGUCCUUCCUAUGCAGCGCAGGUAGUUACCGAAGAGCGCCGUCCCGAAGACUCUCAUCCCCAAGCUGCCGCAACAAGCAAUGCGCUCACCUCUGGCAACUCGUCUACCAGGGCGCGCGGAUCCCGAAUCAGGGCAGAACACUUCCCGCUGAACCAGCAUUACAAUGCGCCUAUCCGUCGUCACGUCUGGUAUAGCAAACGGCGCCUAUGGACCCGCACACAACUGGACCAGGAACGCACCGAGUUCUUCGAAACUAGGGUCACAGGUCGUUCAGAGAUCUGGGCGGCUUUGUCUGCGGCCAUCUCUUUGAUGCGCGCCGGUGAUCUCGCAACAGCGCAGAGUUUCAUUGAUGCAGCCGGCAUCACCGUCCCCACCGGUGAUCUCUGCCAAGGCUGUUACGACGAGCAAGGUGUACUAUAUCGGCUACCACAGUGCAUUGUCAGCGACCCAGAGAACAUCGUGCGAUCCGACGAGGAGCCCGAUGACUUCGACACGGACGACGGCAAGCUAUCUUCAGACGAAGCCUCCGGGGAUGAAUUAAUAGCCGAUGACAUUGAACGUCGUCGGGACGAAAAGGGCAAGACUAGCGAACGUGAUCUGAUCCGCAUCCGUGCGCGAUUGAGCGAUAGAGGCGGCCCCGACAUCAUCCUGUCUGUGGUGAAGACGAUGAACGUCGGCUUGAUAGCCCGCAAAGUGCAACAAGAGGCAGGGAUUCCGCGCACUCACCGUGUGAGAUUCGUCUACCUAGGCAGAAUGCUCAAGGAACAUGUGCCCCUAGUUGACCAAGGAUGGAAUUCCGCCCACGUUAUCAGCGCCCUCGUUGUCCCGCGACAAUCGGUGUCCUGACAGUUUCGUGGCUGCGAUAGCUCACAUGCAACCUAAUAGCCUGCCUGCAUGAACAACCUGCAGAGACCGAUCCACCUAACCCACACUUUGAUCUAC